Petromyzon marinus (sea lamprey) is the source of this 1791-nucleotide messenger RNA. It is a transcript of the gene DNAJC9, whose product is annotated as DnaJ heat shock protein family (Hsp40) member C9. Lineage: Eukaryota; Metazoa; Chordata; Hyperoartia; Petromyzontiformes; Petromyzontidae. The record is from RefSeq and is a predicted model, not a curated record. Gene Ontology annotation, cellular component: nucleus; cytoplasm. Gene Ontology annotation, molecular function: heat shock protein binding.
AACUACGCAACAGUUUUGAAAUUUAACUUUAGAUACAAAAUUCGUCAUUAUAGCAAAUUAAAUACAUAUUUUUUUGGUGAUUAAAUAGUUUAUCUCUUGCUCGAUAUAUAGUCGUGUGCCAAUUCGAAAACUGUGCAUCAGGAAAUAUUUUAGUUUAAAUGCAAUUCUCAUCAGUCGCGGAAGCCACACGACGUCUUAUACAUUCUGAUUCUUCCUUGGUUCGAGAACCAAAGUGUAAUUCUGAUGCUUAUUAACCAACAAAAGUUGCUUCAAUAAUCCACACCCCCCUCUCCCGUUUAUUGGACUCGUCCGGUGUGGGGGUCAGGGGUCAGGCGCGUUUAACCACUUUCGCGCCAAAUCUCUCCCCCCCGACGCAGUCGCCUCACACCUCGCCGAUCAAACUCUCGUCGCACGCGGCCCGCGUUCAUUUGUCAAGCGAUCGAGUACAAGUUGGAGAAAGGGAUAUCGCGAUGGGGUUCCUGGAGGAGUGCGAGGCGGUGCUGGGAAGCCGCGACCUCUACGCGCUCCUCGGGGUACCGCGCGGCGCCUCCGAGGGCGACGUGAGGCGCGGCUAUCGCAGGAAGGCCCUCGACACCCACCCCGAUCGCGCCGGGUCCGGGGCCACGCGCGCCUUCCAGCUGCUGGGCAAGGCAUACACACUGCUCAAGGACAAAGACACCCGCGCCGCAUACGACGAGCAUGGCACCGUGGACGAGGAGUCGGACGUGCUGAGCCAGGACUGCGACUGGGAGCAGUACUUCCGCAUGCUUUUCAAGAAGAUCACAGUGGAGGACGUGCGGAAGUUUGAGAAGACUUACAAGGAGUCGGAGGAGGAGCUGGCGGACCUGAAGCAGGCGUACGUGAGCUGCGAGGGCGACAUGGACGGCAUCCUGGAGACGGUGCUGUGCGCCGCCAUCGAGGAUGAGCCACGCUUCCGCGCCACGCUGCAGGCGGCCGUCGACGCACAGGAGCUACCCGACUUCCCCGCGUUCAGCCAGGAGAGCAAGCAGAAGCGGCAGAAGCGCCGACGCAAGUACACAGCCGAAGCGAAGGAAGCGGAGGCUCACGCCAAGGAACUUGGGCUUGAUGGAUCCGAUGACACUCUUCAAGCACUCAUCCUGAAACGUCAAGAAAACAAUAAGAAUAAGAUGGACUCGUUUCUGGCUGAUCUGGAAUCUAAAUACUGCAAGAAAGGGAAGAAUGCAGGCCCUGCGACGAAGAAAGGCAAAGGGAAGAAGUGAAUGCAUGAUUUCACAAAUUCGGCAUCGACACAGCUGACAUUACGUUUGCUGCACCAAGCAAGACGUCAGUGUUACGAUGAGUUUGCUGUAGCUGAGCAAGUAGGAAAACUAGUGGCUGGGGUGAAGCCAGUGGUUUUGAAAUGUGGGGACGGUAGAGUUUGAAAUUCUAUCGCCAUGUGGUUAAAUAAUUAAAAUACACAAUGUGCAGGUUCGCACUCGUGCUUAUUGUUUUGGUGUAUAUGAAUACUUACUCUGUUACGCGUGUAUUUAGAUGCUAUGGAGAGGGGAAGAAAUGGAUGUGUAAAAUAAAUUUGAUUAAAUGAUACUGAAAAUGUGCUCCCAAGGCACUUACAACGAUAAAUGGAUUUGUCCCUUGUUGAUGUCAUUGUGAACUCGAUGUACCAGCACCUCUGCAAGCAGUUUCGUUUCUGUGCAGCACGUGAGGAGGGUAGAGCGAUUACAGAUACAGCGUGACUUUCUAAAGUGAAGGGGUUUUUUAUUUUUGUUUCUCACAUGUAAAAAUGUAAUUGAAUACACUUGUGCAAAACAA